AUGGAGUCACCACCUUUGUUCGUUCGGUUGCUUUCCUUUCUCAUGUUGACGACGUUGUGCCAUGCUAUAGCAUUUACGCAGUCUUUUAACUCUUCUAUUCAACGAUGCCAUGAUGAUGAAAGCUUGGCCUUGCUGCAAUUCAAAAAUAGCUUCAACAUCUCUAGCUCUUGUUCUUAUUCAAAGCUUGAAUCAUGGAAGCUAAAUCAAGGUCUUGAAUCAUGGAAGCUAAAUCAAGGUGUAAGAUUAGGUGAGUGUUGCUUAUGGGAUGGUGUGGAGUGCGAUGAGAAAACUAAUCAUGUCGUUAGCCUUGACUUAAUUGAGAGUUAUAUUUAUGGAUCGAUCAACUCCAACAGCACUCUCUUUCGCCUUGUCCAUCUUCAAAGACUUAAUCUUGGAAGCAACGACUUCAUCCACUCUCAAAUCCCAUCCGAAAUAGGCCAACUCUCGAGGUUAACUCAUCUCGACCUUUCUUUUUCUGGCUUUUCUAGCGAAAUCCCAGCUGAAAUCUCUAAUCUUUCAAGCUUGGUUUCCCUUGAUCUAUCUCGUAAUCUUGAUUUCAUUAGUUAUGAUGGAUUAUUGAAGCUCCGUAAGACUAGCUUCAGAGGUCUAGUUCAAAACAUGACCAAUUUGAAGGAACUUGAUCUAGAAUACGUGGACAUUUCUUCAACGGUACCUAAGGUUCUCGCAAAUCUUUCAUCUUUGGAGUCUCUCCAUCUUUGUGGUUGUGAAUUGCAUGGUGAAUUUCCGGCGAGCAUUUUCUCGCUUUCGAACUUAAAGAUAAUCGACUUAUGCGAAAAUAUAAAUCUAACAGGUUUUUUGCCUGAUUUCCACCCGAGAAGUCACCUUGAAAGAUUGAGGCUCUUCUCAACAAGUUUUUAUGGAAAGCUUGUCCGUGCACUCUACAAUGGCUACAAAUGGCCACCUUCCGUACUUGAGAACUUUAGGAUUGGCUUCUUGCAACCUUACCCAGUUUCCCAACUUCUUGCAGAACCAACAUGGGUGGGAAUAUCUAGACCUUUCUUCAAACAGCUUACAGGCUCAAAUCCCUUCAUGGAUGUGUUCCAUAAGUACAAAUUUCAUGGAUUUUUUGAAUCUUUCUCAUAA
Messenger RNA from Manihot esculenta (cassava), 1104 nucleotides. Its product is annotated as receptor-like protein 7. The record is from RefSeq and is a predicted model, not a curated record. NCBI's taxonomy places the organism in Eukaryota, Viridiplantae, Streptophyta, Magnoliopsida, Malpighiales, Euphorbiaceae. Gene Ontology annotation, molecular function: protein binding. The coding region runs from base 1 to 1104 and encodes 367 amino acids. The transcript has 3 exons.